GUGGUGGGAUGGAUGUCGACAAGUUCCGUGUGACGUGGGGCAUCAUUAGGCUGUCGCCACGACUUCUGUCAUCCCCUCCCCCUCCGCCCCGGACAUGGGCGUGUUGGAAUGUUCUGACAGAGUCACUGGAUGUGAAAGAGGAAGCCGUCAUCAGACAUCUGUCAUGGCGGAGGGAUCAACGCAUAUACGCGCCGGUGAGCAUUGCGAUCCCGACGGUGCUACAUCCUCGACAUCACUUGCAUCCCUCAAGCUCGACUUCGGCUGGCGUUGCCUGUCCGGGAUGGGCCUCGACUCGACUUCUCCACGCUCCAACCUCCCCUCCGUCGACCACAUGUGAUCUCUGCCUACUACAUCCUAUAUCCUAUGUAUCAUACCCUCUCCUCCUUCUUCUCUUAGCGAUUCGCCGACCUCACCAUGCAUUCCCCGCCCAAAUCCAUCACCGCGAACCCGCACGCACCCAUGUCUGGCCUGUCACAGUCUCUCAGUCGCUCGUGGGCAAUUCCCCCCGAGGUCCAAGACUCUCUCGAUCGCGACAUGGCAGCCAUGUCCGACACGGAAGAAGAUGACGAUGACGAGGAGGAUGCACGGGAGGAGGCAGACGACGAUGAGCUACACACCUCGCUGGCCGCCUCCGCGCCACUCCAGUCUCACAAUUACUCUCUCACCGGUUCUUAUCGACGUCCGAGCUUCACAGGGGCUAGGAACCAUGCUACGCUAGGGCCGGGGAUAUACAAAACAAUGAGCAUUGGCGAGCGGGGUCCGAAGGGUGAGCGACAGAGGGUUAUCGACGAAGAGAGGAGCCUGCUCCGAGACAACAACAUCAUCCCGCCGAAACAUCCCCGCACAGAGAGCCAGUCGCGCAGGAGAAGUGUCAUCGCCAAGAUGUUUUCCACCGAGACCGUCCGGCCGGACGAAGACGCGGUGGAAGAGGCCUCCGAAACCUCCCCUCUCAUCGGCGACCCCACGCAACCCUAUGGCGGUCAGGACAAUCCGGCCAUCAUCCAGCAGAAAUGGGAGGAAGCGGUCAAGGAGGGCAAGAUACAGACAACAUGGUGGCGCGAGGCCAAAACAAUCACCACUUAUUCUCUACCCCUCAUGGCGACGUUCUUAUUGCAAUACAGUCUCACCGUUGCAUCCAUCUUCACCGUCGGUCACCUGGGCACCCCAGAGCUGGGAGCCGUGAGUCUGGCAAGCAUGACUGCCAACAUCACGGGAUACGCCAUCUAUCAGGGCCUUGCCACUUCAUUGGAUACUUUGUGUGCGCAAGCAUACGGGAGCGGCAGGAGGAAGCUGGUUGGACUACAGAUGCAGCGAAUGUGCUAUUUCCUCUGGGCCAUUACGAUUCCCAUUGGAGUCAUCUGGCUGUUAGCCGACAAAAUUCUCGACCAUCUUGUGCCCGAAACACGCAUCGCAGAUCUCGCGGGGCUCUAUCUCAAGGUCGUCCUCAUUGGAGCGCCCGGCUACGCGGCGUUCGAGGCCGGCAAACGCUUCGUGCAAGCUCAAGGCAUGUUCUCUGCCUCCUUGAUGGUCCUAUUGAUCUGCGCGCCGUUGAACGCUUUCAUGAACUGGUUGUUUGUGUGGCAUUUCAAAAUGGGAUUCGUCGGCGCUCCGAUCGCAGUUGCCAUCACAGACAAUCUUCUCCCCCUCGGCCUCUGGAUUUACGUCUACUUCUUCAGCAAAAACGGGAUGAGCUGCUGGAAUGGCUUCACCAAGCAAUCAUUCAGGAAUUGGGGACCAAUGAUUCGUCUUGCCAUCCCCGGCGUCGUCAUGGUCGAGGCGGAAUGUCUGGCCUUUGAACUCCUCACCUUUGCGAGCUCCUUCUUCGGCGUGGAAAUCUUGGCUGCGCAGAGCGUCUUGGCAACAUUGACGAGCAUCACCUUCAUGAUCCCCUUCCCGCUCUCCAUCGCCGCCUCCACUCGAGUGGCCAACUUGAUUGGAGCAACACUGGCCGAUGCAGCCAAGUUGACUGCCAAAGUGGCAACGGUCGGCGCCUUCAUCAUCGGCAUCUUCAACGUCGUCCUCCUCUCGGCGCUGAAAGAUCACAUUCCCUACCUCUUCACCUCCGACCCGGAAGUCAUCGAAGUCGUCUCCGCAAUCCUGCCCCUUUGCGCCGCCUUCCAACUCUUCGACGCGCUAGCAGCGCUUUGCAACGGUCUGCUGCGCGGCUUGGGACGGCAGCACUUUGGAGGCUACGUCCAGCUCUUCUGCUACUAUGUCGUGGCCAUGCCGAUAUCUAUGGGAACGGCAUUCAAACUCGACUGGGGGCUGUGGGGUCUGUGGACGGGUGUUGCCAUCGCACUGGGGCUGGUGUCGGUGACGGAGUUUGUUUAUUUGUACUUUACGGAUUGGCAGAGGAGCGUGGAGGAGGCGAGGCUGAGGAAUGACUUUGAAGGGUAGAGCCGUUUGUGUAUUACGAUCUAGCGAGUAAAGGUAGAUUCGAACCAGAUCCAAGGUUGAAGCUCAUUUCGUCGUCCGUAUGAUUCAGACGUAGUCUUUUAAUUCUCCGUAUGCUUCAAAUGUGCCACUCAUUCUUGAUUAUCAGUUCUUUUU
Molecule: messenger RNA, 2550 nt
Organism: Neohortaea acidophila
Lineage: Eukaryota; Fungi; Ascomycota; Dothideomycetes; Mycosphaerellales; Teratosphaeriaceae
Product: MATE family multidrug resistance protein
Exons: 1
Coding region: 415-2397 (660 amino acids)
Biological process (GO): xenobiotic detoxification by transmembrane export across the plasma membrane
Cellular component (GO): membrane
Molecular function (GO): xenobiotic transmembrane transporter activity; antiporter activity
Source: RefSeq, a predicted model, not a curated record